Lagenorhynchus albirostris (white-beaked dolphin) is the source of this 1902-nucleotide messenger RNA. Its product is annotated as basic proline-rich protein-like. NCBI's taxonomy places the organism in Eukaryota, Metazoa, Chordata, Mammalia, Artiodactyla, Delphinidae. The record is from RefSeq and is a predicted model, not a curated record.
AUGCGCACGCGGAGGAGCCGGGACAGAGAGGAAGCGCGGGCUUCCGCCCUGUUUGAUGCCUGCACUGCAGCCCAGGCGGGAAGCGGGAGCAGGGAGAGAGCUCUACACUGCAGCCCCAACGAUUCCCCUCCUUCCCCUCCUUCCCCUGCUCCUUCUCCUCCUCCUUCCCCUGCUCCUUCUCCUCCUCCUUCCCCUCCUUCCCUUCCUUCCCCUCCUUCCCUUCCUUCCCCUCCUUCCCCUCCUUCCCCUCCUUUCCCUCCUUCCCCUCCUCAUCCUUCCCCUCCUUCCUCCCCUCCUUCCCCUCCUUCCCCUCCUUCCCCACCUUCUCCUCCUCCUUCCCCUCCUUUCCCUCCUUAUCCUCCUUCCCCUCCUUCUUGUCCUUCCCCUUCUUCCCCUCCUCCCUCCUCUCCUUCCCCUCCUUCCCCUCCUUCCCCUCCUUCUCCUCCUUCUCCUCCUUCCCCUCCUUCUCCUCCUCCCCCUCCUUCACCUCCUCCUUCCCCUCCUCCCCCUUCUCCUCCUUCCCCUCCUCCCUCCCCUCCUCCUUCCCCUCCUCCCUCCCCUCCUCCCUCCCCUCCUCCUUCCCCUCCCUCUCCUCCUCCUUCCCCUCCCUCUCCUCCUCCUUCCCCUCCCUCUCCUCCUCCUUCCCCUCCAUCUCCUACUCCUUCCCCUCCUUCCCCUCCUCCUUCCCCUCCCUCUCCUCCCUCCCCUCCUCCUUUGCCUCCCUCUCCUCCUCCUUCCCCUCCCUCCCCUCCUCCUUCCCCUCCAUCUCCUACUCCUUCCCCUCCUUCCCCUCCUCCUUCCCCUCCCUCUCCUCCCUCCCCUCCUCCUUCCCCUCCCUCCCCUCCUCCUUCCCCUCCCUCCCCUCCUCCUCCCCCCUCUCCUCCUCCCUCCCCUCCCACUCCUCCUCCCUCCCCUCCCUCUCCUCCUCCCUCCCCUCCCUCUCCUCCUCCCUCCCCUCCUCCCUCCCCUCCUCCUUCCCCUCCCUCCCCUCCUCCCUCCCCUCCCUCCCCUCCUCCCUCCCCUCCUCCCUCCCCUCCCUCCCCUCCUCCCUCCCCUCCCUCCCCUCCCUCCCCUCCUCCCUCCCCUCCUCCUUCCCCUCCCUCCCCUCCUCCUUCCCCUCCCUCUCCUCCUCCCUCCCCUCCCUCUCCUCCUCCCUCCCCUCCCUCUCCUCCCUCCCCUCCCUCUCCUCCUCCCUCCCCUCCUCCCUCCCCUCCCUCCCCUCCUCCCUCCCCUCCCUCCCCUCCUCCCUCCCCUCCCUCCCCUCCUCCCUCCCCUCCCUCCCCUCCUCCCUCCCCUCCCUCCCCUCCCUCCCCUCCUCUCUCCCCUCCUCCUUCCCCUCCCUCCCCUCCUCCUUCCCCUCCCUCUCCUCCUCCCUCCCCUCCUCCUUCCCCUCCCUCUCCUCCUCCCUCCCCUCCUCCUUCCCCUCCCUCUCCUCCUCCCUCCCCUCCUCCUUCCGCUCCCUCCCCUCCUCCUUCCCCUCCCUUUCCUCCUCCUUCCCUUCCCUCCCCUUCUCCUUCCCCUCCCUCCCCUCCUCCUUCCGCUCCCUCCCCUCCUCCUUCCCCUCCCUCCCCUCCUCCUUCCCUUCCCUCCCCUCCUCCUUUCCCUCCCUCCCCUCCUCCUUCCCCUCCCUCCGAGAAGCCCCCGCACCUGGGGGAGAGCCUGCCGCCCGCAGCGGCGCCCACACUGCCUGCCGAGCCCACACUGCCCAGCAGUGAGCUGAGGCCCCGGGGAGGCCGCAGCGGCUCUGGAGGAGAAAAGCAUCCACGCCAGUACAAGAAGCCACCGCCGGUCAGGUGGGAGAAGGCCAGCAUCCGCUGUCUGCUCCAGAGGGAGGAGCGGCUUCCCGUUCCAGGAGGGCUCUGCAGUGGCAUCUCUCGGCCAGGAUCCCCGGGGGACCGGUGA